Molecule: messenger RNA, 2317 nt
Organism: Schistocerca gregaria
Lineage: Eukaryota; Metazoa; Arthropoda; Insecta; Orthoptera; Acrididae
Product: AP-3 complex subunit beta-2-like
Exons: 3
Coding region: 142-2259 (705 amino acids)
Biological process (GO): vesicle-mediated transport; intracellular protein transport
Cellular component (GO): membrane coat
Source: RefSeq, a predicted model, not a curated record
AUUCGUACCCAAAAAUUUGUCCCAAACGCCGGUAGUGCGAUCGCCUCCCAACCAAAUCGCAGCCUCGCCGUCUAGACACCCCCUACCCAGAAAACCUCCGAAAAGAAGCGCCCUUCGUCCUCCCCUUCGCGCCUCGAAAAGAUGGCUGGUACCCUGUUGGGAGAGGCUAAUUACUUCCAGAGAAAGAUACGACUAGAUGUCAUCAAACAGCUUAUAGAGUCGCCGCAGAGCUCAGAAAGUAAAAUAACGGAGGGAUUGAAGCAGCUGCUGGUGGGUAUUUCGAGGGGAGAACACGUGUCAAAGAUAUAUCCGUCUGUGGCCAAGCUCUCUGCGCAUCGAAAUCAAGAAAUCAAAAAAAUGGUCUACAUCUACCUCACUCAUUACGCUGAGCUCGAACCCGAGGCGGCACUUCUGCCUAUUAGUAUCUUAAAGAAAGACCUUUCCAACGUCAAUCAACUUGUCAGAGCUACGGCACUGCGCAACCUGUCCUCCAUUAGAGUCAAGAGCAUCGUUCAUUUGACCGCCCUGGCCAUAAAAAAGGCGUCUCUGGACACAUCUCCCUACGUUCGCAAAGUGGCCGCCCAUUCGACUAUAAAAGUCGUUAGCCUCGACUUGGCUCAGGAACCAAUGAUGCUCGAAGUUAUCGAGCACCUACUCAAGGACAAGAAUAACGCCGUUCUGGGAGGUGCUAUAGCCGCCUUCUCGGUCUUGUGUCCCAACCACUGGGCGUUUUUGCACAAAAAUUUUCGCAGAAUUUGUCACGAACUUUCCUCAAUAGACGAAUGGGGCCAAAUCAGCGCUCUAGCCGUUCUAACUCGAUACGCCCGUGCUCACUUCCUAGACCCCAGCGAAGAUGGUCAGGAAACAAAGCGAUCCCACAAAAAAACCAAUGACGCAACACUUCUAGAUCCAGACUACUUGCUUCUGUUGAAUAGCGCCCUUCCCCUUCUACGUAGUCUUAAUUCCGCUGUGGUCUUGGCUGCGGCCACUCUGUGUUACUAUCUCUUGCCAGAAUUCCCUUCCCAUGCUGCCAAAGCACUCAUACACACUAUGCACACCAACGCUCACUCCACCUUGACCAUCCUGAACAACAUCCAGGUGUUCGCCUCCCACCAACCGGAACCCUUUCUCCCGUUCAUAGACGAAUUCUGCCCCUCUUUAUGGGACUCCACGCCCAUCCAAAUCCAAAAAAUCCAAAUUUUUGCGCUACUCGUCAACGAACGCAACUUUCUACAGUCCAUCCGUCGAUUCAAGUACUACCUCGCUCACUACUCAAGCGAGCCCUUUCUGCAAGUGAUCAUCGCGUCCAUCGGGCAAAUCGCCCUCAAAAAUCCCUCCUUUACCGACAUCUGCUUGCAAUUCCUAAUCUCGCUCAUACUCGACGAAAACAAACUGAUCACCUCCUACGCCGUCAUAGCUAUCAAACAAAUCCUACAGCGCCUCAUCGACUCAUCACAAGAAUACAGCCAAACUCAAUCCGACUACACGCGCAUCACCCAAUACCUCGCAAAAGUACUCGAUACCAUCAACUCUCCCGAAGCGCGCAUAUCCGUCCUGUGGAUCCUCGCCAACUACACUGACCACAUUCUGCAUAUGUCGCACCUCGUCCUGACAAAACUCGCGAAAAUUUUCGUUCAAGAAACCGUCCCGUCUAAACUUCAAAUCCUCAACUUGACCUCCAAAAUAUACCUCCUAAAACCAGACGAAACCAAACUGAUCUUUCAAUACUUGCUAGAUCUGGCCAAAUACGACGUAAACUACGACCUCAGAGACAAAGAAAGACUCCUCAGAAACCUGUGCUUCUCCAGCGUUCCACACCCUCCUGUCAGCCAACAACGCCUCCUUGCCUUGCUCCUGUCGAAAAAGCCAGCAUCAAACCCCGCGUCUCCAGUAAGCGACGACGAGCCAAACCAAUCCUUUUACAUAGGAUACAUAUCCUUCAUUCUGGGGCCAAAUGUAGACGGAUGCUUCACUAUACCUCCCUGGACCAAAAAUAAAUCCUCCAGCGAAUCCAGGUGUCUAACAACAUCACCCCCCGUCGCCUCGCACAAUCAAGGCUUGUCCGCCAUCCAGUCACCCUCCCCUUCUUCAUACGCCCCCGCCUCCAACCCCCAACGCGCGGACCAAUCCCCUUCCCCGCGCAACUCACAGCCUGUCGUCAACAGCAACUUCGAACAACAAUUCUGGGACGACCUAGACGAACAAGCCUCCUCAACCACCGGUUCUGACACCGAAUCCUCCACUGACAGCAACGCUUAAAAUGACGCACCGCGCUAUCCGUCAGCAAUGUCGAUAAAAAAACAUCACCCAAAAUCCA